AUGGAUUCUGCAAUGGCUGCGCUGGAGAAACACUUCGUGCCUAAAGUCAACGUCGUAGCAUGCAGACACACGUUCAGACAACGUGUUCAGCGCUCGGACGAGACAGCAAUACAGUACGUAGCCGCGCUAAGGGACCUGGCUGCGUCAUGUGCAUUUGAAACUACAACUACUGAACAAGACAGUACUGUGCCAGCAACUUUCUACAUUGUGGAAGCCGGAUCUCCCCUGCUGGGCUUGGAUUUGAUUAAAGCCCUGGGGGUCAGCAUCAUUGACGGCAAAGUGAUCCUCAACACGGACUGUGCAAACACGCCACCUGCUGGGGAGCCCGAAGGUGCAGUGCACAACAUUGACACUACUCCAGUUCAAACACUCGGGUGUGUCAAAGGAUUUAUUCAUAAAGUACAAGUCAACAAUGCAGUGCGUCCAGUGCGCCAAAAACUACGACGUCUACCGCUCAGUAUACGCAAAGAGGUCUCUACAGAACUUACCCGACUACUCCAAGCAGGCAUCAUUGAAAGAAUUGAUGCAUCUGAAUGGGUGAGUCCCCUUGUGGCGGGAAGAAAACGCCAAGGGGCUCUGCGCCUAUGUGUCGACUUGCGUGAAUCAAAUAAAAGUGUCGUCAUGGACUGCUACCCGCUUCCUCACAUGGAGGACCUGUUCGCUGAACUGUCUGGUGCUACAUACUACAGCCAGAUCGAUUUAAGCUCAGCCUACCACCAGUUGCCUCUACACCCAGAGAGCCGCAAACUGACUGCCUUUAUAACCCAUGACGGCUUAUUCCAGUUCACUCGAGUCCCCUUUGGCCUUGCUUCCGCUCCAUCUGCAUUCCAAAAAAUGAUGGAGACAAUACUGAAGGACUUACCGGGUGUACAGAACUACCUGGACGACAUCAUUAUCUAUGGAGCUUCAAGAGAGGAACACGAUCUGCGCCUACAAGCAGUCCUCAACCGCCUAAGUGAGGCCAGCCUACAGAUCAACUUUGGGAAGAGCACCUUCGCAAAAACACAGAUCACAUUCCUGGGCCAUGUCAUUUCCAAAGAAGGCUUGCGCCCGAGCACAGACCACCUUACUGCUAUCGCUGAAGCACCUGCACCAAGAGACAUGCCAGCGCUGCGCUCAUUCUUAGGUCUGACUUCAUGGUUUAGCAAGUUUGUCCCUAACUAUGCUACACUUGUUGAACCCCUGCGACUACUGCUCAAGACUAGCCCGCAGGCUAAACUACACUGGGACAAUGUUGCGAAUGAAUGCUUCACAAAGCUGAAACGGCUACUACUGGACAGUCCUGCUCUUGCCAUGUUCAAUCCAAAACUGUCAGCUGUCAUCACAACAGAUGCUUCUGACUAUGGCUUAGGAGCUGUCCUGACGCAGAUUCACUCAGACAAUACAGAGCGCAUCGUGCUUUUGCUUCACGCACACUGA
Molecule: messenger RNA, 1419 nt
Organism: Knipowitschia caucasica
Lineage: Eukaryota; Metazoa; Chordata; Actinopteri; Gobiiformes; Gobiidae
Source: the annotation of a GenBank genome assembly